Molecule: messenger RNA, 1224 nt
Organism: Glycine soja
Lineage: Eukaryota; Viridiplantae; Streptophyta; Magnoliopsida; Fabales; Fabaceae
Product: transcription factor MYB44-like
Exons: 1
Coding region: 322-987 (221 amino acids)
Biological process (GO): regulation of DNA-templated transcription
Cellular component (GO): nucleus
Molecular function (GO): DNA-binding transcription factor activity, RNA polymerase II-specific; RNA polymerase II cis-regulatory region sequence-specific DNA binding
Source: RefSeq, a predicted model, not a curated record
AGAUAUCGAUAUCAAUACCAAUAUCAAAUUCAAAACAAAAACAAAUGGCAUCAUAGAGUCAUAGUAGUUAGACCCCUCACACCCACCAACUAUACAUAAACCCAGUUUCCUGGAAGUACCCCUUGUCCCUAAUCUCAUUCAUUUCAUGCCAUUAAUUAUAAUUAUAUAUAAUUCUACGCUGCAUGCACCUUUAAGUAUAAUCAUCAUCAUCACUCUCUCCACACACAUAUAUAAACCCAAACAAGUGAACAACACUCCCUCCUUUGUCCCAUUACUAGUACAUACAUUCCCCUAACCAAGUUUUAAGUUUUUAUCAACAGAAUGGAAGCAACCAACAGAAGCUCUUCCUCCACUUCCUCUUCCUCUGAUUGCUGCUCUUCCGAGUCCAACCCCAAUAAGCCCGACAGAAUCAAAGGCCCAUGGAGCGCCGAAGAGGAUCGGAUCCUGACCGGACUCGUCGAACGAUACGGCCCACGAAAUUGGUCCCUCAUCAGCCGCUACAUUAAGGGAAGGUCCGGCAAGUCAUGCCGGCUCCGAUGGUGCAAUCAGCUUAGCCCCGCCGUGGAGCACCGCCCCUUCUCGGCCCAAGAGGACGACACCAUCAUCGCGGCCCAUGCCCAGUAUGGUAACAGGUGGGCCACUAUAGCCCGAUUGCUACCGGGCCGAACCGAUAACGCCGUUAAGAACCACUGGAACUCCACUCUCAAGCGCAGAGCCAAAGGUAUUAACAUUAAUGUUAAUCACGCCAACAACGAAGUGGCUGCUUCUUCUUCCGCUCCUUCUCGCCACUUCGACUUCGAGGAUGAUCCGUUGACCGCGUUGACUCUCGCUCCUCCUGGUAUUGCUAAUGGCACUGUGGCGGAGGACGCCGUGCCGGACCAUCGUGCCUCGCCGGAGGGGUUUUGGGAUAUGAUGAGGGAUGUGAUCGCGAGGGAAGUGAGGGAAUAUGUGUCUUCCAAUUUUUCUGAUAACUCGGGUUUUCAUUAAAUCAAUCAUAAUCAUAAUUGUUAUUAUGCUUCUUCUUUUUUCUUUUUUUUUUUUUAACUUUAGGCAAAUUAUUCUGCAAUUUGAUUUUGCCUUACUGGACUUUGGAAUCGGAUCAGAGAAUUAAAUUAAAUUAGACCCUUCUGACUUUUGCUAUUCAUAACAAUUUUCUCUUCCGGCGAAUCAUACUUCGUUUUCUAGCUGAUGGGUCUAUUUUCUUAUGGAGACUUUUGUUUAUUA